Molecule: messenger RNA, 1266 nt
Organism: Cryptococcus wingfieldii CBS 7118
Lineage: Eukaryota; Fungi; Basidiomycota; Tremellomycetes; Tremellales; Cryptococcaceae
Exons: 6
Coding region: 1-1266 (421 amino acids)
Biological process (GO): transmembrane transport
Molecular function (GO): transmembrane transporter activity
Source: RefSeq, a predicted model, not a curated record
AUGGGCGUCAAAGUCAGACAGCUUUCUGUCUUGCUGGCAGCCCGCAUAGUCGAGCCUCUGAGCUACACUAUCCUGUUCCCCUUUGUCAAUCGCAUGGUCGAGGACAUUCUCCCAAAUGUCCCCAAGUCAAGCGUCGGCAAAUAUUCUGGUAUCAUUGAGAGCAUCUUCGCCUUCUCUUCGGUGCUCUUCAUGUACCAAUGGGGCAGACUGAGCGACAGGAUAGGACGCAAGCCGGUCAUCUUGGCCGGGCUUUGUGGCUUGGGAUUCAGUCUGUGUAUGCUUGGGUUAAGCAAGAGCUUUUGGUGGGCUUUGGGUGCCCGGGCUUUGUGCGGCGCUUUGUGUGGUAAUGCCUCGGUCAUGCGAGCAGUGUUGGGAGAUAUAACACCCAAGAAAGACGAAGGCUGGGUUUACCCGCUCUGGACGAUCGGCUGGGACUUGUCUUGCGUGAUAGGACCUGCCCUCGGCGCUCUGCUGCAAAACCCUGCUUCUCAGUAUCCAAGCUCUUGGAUAGGACAGAUCAAGUUUUUGGAAAAGUAUCCUUACUUUUUGCCUUGCGCUUUCAUAUCGGCAUUGUCCUUUCUAUCAUUCUUCUUGGUCUUGUUCUGUCUGGAAGAGAGGUACCUCCCGACUCUCUCAACGCGCCAGCCCCGGUGCACAGCUUCCUCCAGCUUCUUGCCCUCCCCAAGGUCCGCCAAGUGCUCGUCUCCGUCUUCCGUACGUCCCUCUCCACUCCCCAAACCUUCACUAACUUUCAUCACAGUCAUCACUUUGACAGCAAUGUCCUUCGAUGCCGGCUUCGUCCUAUUCACCUACUCGCCUAUCCCCCUCGGCGGCAUCGCCCUCUCCCCAUCGUCCAUUGCCCUCUGUCUUUCCAUCAAAGGCUUCAUCUCCAUCGCAUUCAGCUUGCUCCUCUUCCCCCUUGCUCAACGCAGAUUCGGUAUGCGGCCGCUCUAUCGGCUGUUUGCAGCCUGCUGGGUAGGCAUCUUUGCGAUACCACCACUUAUGAAUGUGCUUGCAGCCGGGAAUGAAAGUGGGGCAUGGGUGGAAAACGGAACCUUGAAGGGUUUGUGGUUUUUGAUGGGGCCUCUGGUGAUCUUGUAUGUGUUUGGUGAUUUGUGUUUCCCGUUGAAUAUGAUGGCCCUCAACGCCGCUGCUCCUUCGCCUUCGUCACUCGGCGCUCUCAAUGGCAUCUCGCUCAUUGUGAGCGCACUGGCGAGGACGAUGGGGCCUGCCACAUUCGGGCAAGUCUUUUCUGAUCUCUCUUGA